Messenger RNA from Pseudogymnoascus verrucosus, 1155 nucleotides. RefSeq lists its product as uncharacterized. The transcript is spliced from 2 exons. The record is from RefSeq and is a predicted model, not a curated record. The coding region runs from base 76 to 1068 and encodes 330 amino acids. NCBI's taxonomy places the organism in Eukaryota, Fungi, Ascomycota, Leotiomycetes, Thelebolales, Thelebolaceae.
CCCAUCUUCUCUUUCAACUUUCAAACAAACAAUCCACCAGAACCAACAAGAGAAUACCGUUGUACUCACUCCAAAAUGUCCCCAAAAGUUAUUAAACGUUGCUCUUGUGGUGAGAAGUUGAAGACCGGCAAGGCUUGGUCUGACCACAUUCGCGAUUCACCAAAACACAAUACCAAUCAUUUCAUGAGAAACAGAUUGCCGAAGCCUUGGAAUUUGAAAGCAGAGCUUGCGGCCAUGGAAACCAAUCCAGAAAGCUCCACCCAAGUGAAUAACAUGCCGAUCACCGCUGUGGCCAGCUCUACCCCAUCAGUUUCUGAAGCAGCAACUACACCUUCGAUUCACUGUACUGCAAAAGAUAAAGGCAAGGAGCCUGAGAUCAUUGAAACCACCAUCGAAGAAACACCAACGGAGAAGCUCGAGAAAGCUAACGCCAAGGUGGAGGAAGUCCAGAGUCUUCACAAUAGACUGAGAGCGAAGCUCAGCGAACUUCUCCAAUUCGAAAUCACGAGUGAGCUCAAGGCAGCAAUCAAGAGAGACCUCGAGGAUGACAUCAAGGCGGAAUUCGGAGGCGAUCUGAAGAAACUCAAGUCUGAGAUGAUGUCUGAUCUCAUCUCAGAGAUCAAGUCAGACUUCAAGAAGGUCGUUAAAGAGGAGAUCAAGAAUGAAUUCAGAAUGACAGUCGCAUACCAACUCAGCAGCAAGACCGAACAGAAAAUAGAGCCCAUGGACGAUCUGAAGUCUGAACUCAAGGCUGAACUCAAGAUCGAACUCAUGGAGGAAUUCAAAAACAGCAACAAGUUCGGAUCGAGCAAGAAAUCCGCGGAGAAACUAAAGAGGGGUUGGAGGGUACCUAGCAAGAAAGCCGCCCUGACUGAUGAUGAUCUCGAUCUGAUUGGGGAUCCUAACCCAGCUUGGAACGAAUUCAGAAACAGCAACAAGCCUCAGUCAACUGAGGAAUCCACGGAGGAACAGAAGGGGGGUACGGAUAUACGCAACGAGGAACCUGCCCUGACUGAGGAUGAUCUCGAUCUGAUCGGGGAGCCUAACCCAGAUUGGAUUGAGCUGUAGUGCGUAUAGUCGCGAGAUGAGGGCUUCCACAAGUUGUUAUCGUCCAUAGAUACUUUGCUUAUAAUUGAGAACGAUUGCUCACCGAGA